AUGGAAGAAGAACAAGUGAGGCAAGAUAUUCUCGAAGCAAAAGCACAACUUGACAUACCAGAUACACAUUUAUCUUCAUCAACUAAUCCACUAUCUCAUUUUCGUUAUCGUAUUGUUCCUAAUUUAGAAUUAAAUGGAUUUGAUAAAUCCUCAUCUAUUUCAUCAUAUAUUCAUCCUGAAUGUGAUGAAAUUAUUAAUUGUGCUUUAACUACAAAUGAUUUUGAAAUGCUUGAACAAGUAUUAUGGUUUAUUAAAGAUGAAAGUGAUCAAUAUACAAGAAGAGCACUGAUUAUAAAAUAUAUUCGAGUGUGUUGUUGUUUAACAGAUGAUGCUGUCAAUAAUUCUGUUGAUCAUCUUCUUGAUUAUAUUCAUGAAGAUAUUGAAAGUACGUGGCAGUUCGAUAUUGGACUUUUAUUCGAUAUUUUGCAUAAUGCUGGUGUUAAUGUUGAAAAAUUUAUUGCUUUAUUAGGAGAUGUAAAAAUAACAGAAUUAUUAAAUGAUGUACAAUUAAAAUCAAAACUUAAUUAUGAUGAUCAAACGAAAAGUAAAGCAUCAACGAAUCAAAUAAUAAACUCUAUAAAACGUGUCUUUCGAAUUAUUUUAUCUCUCGGAUAUUUUCAAGUGGAAAAAUUAAAUUCAACAUUAUUAAAUGAUAAUCAUUUAUUUUUAUUUUUACUUGGAUUUUAUCUUCAACUUGAUAAACGUUUUCUGGAUUUAGAUAUUAUUCAUAUAGCACGACGGUUAAUGGUCAAUGCACUUACUUUAUUAACACCAACAUAUUGGAAUGAAAAACGUGAUUUACUUGUUGAAUGUCUAUAUACUUUAUCAUCAAAAAAUGUUUAUAUUGUUGAAUUAUUUCUAAAAACCAAUGAACGUACUGUUCGUAUUCGUACACAACUUGGAUUAUUACAUUUGAAAAGAUUAGUUAAUAUGAUUGAACAUGAGAAGAAAAGUGAAGCAAUGAUUAUUGAUGAAAUAAUUAAAGAUAAACUUAAUCCACGUUUAUUUGAACGACAAAUUGAUUUUAUUGAUUGUGUACGAUUACUUGGAGAUAUUAUUGAUAGUUAUCCAUAUAGUCAACAAAUAGAAUAUUUAUCAAAACUUUAUGAUGAAAUUCUUCCAUAUUCAAGAACUGAUCAUGAAAAAUUAUUAACACAUGAACAACAUUUAAUUCUUUUUGAUGAUUGUCAACGAUGGGCAACAAUGCUUAGAUCUUAUUCAAAUGAGAAUGAAUUUCAAAAGCGUCUUAAACGAAAAUAA
Molecule: messenger RNA, 1260 nt
Organism: Rotaria sordida
Lineage: Eukaryota; Metazoa; Rotifera; Eurotatoria; Philodinida; Philodinidae
Source: the annotation of a GenBank genome assembly